AUCUUAAGAGGUACAGCCAGGACCCUAUGACCAGCUGUCCCUUCCAGCCCACAACGAUGGAGCCAAGUGAUUCUUCCUAUGUGGACUCUGUGUUCCGAUACACUCUCUUCCCAAUUGUUUACAGCAUCAUCUUUGUGCUGGGGGUCAUUGCCAAUGGCUAUGUGCUGUGGGUCUUUGUCCACCUGUACCCUUCUAAGAAACUCAACGAGAUAAAGAUCUUUAUGGUGAACCUCACCAUGGCGGACCUGCUCUUCCUGAUCACUCUGCCGCUGUGGAUCAUCUACUACUACAACCAGGGCAACUGGAUUCUUCCCAAAUUCCUAUGCAAUCUGGCUGGUUGCCUCUUCUUCAUCAACACCUACUGCUCCGUGGCCUUCCUGGGCGUCAUCACUUAUAACCGCUUCCAGGCAGUAACUCGGCCCAUCAAGACUGCUCAGGCCACCACCCGCAAGCGUGGCAUCUGUUUGUCCCUGGUCAUCUGGGUGGCCAUUGUGGCUGCUGCAUCCUACUUCCUCAUCAUGGACUCCACCAACACAGUGCCCAACAAGGCUGGCUCAAGCAACAUCACCCGCUGCUUUGAACAUUAUGAGAAGGGCAGCGUGCCGGUCCUCAUCAUCCAUAUCUUCAUUGUGUUUAGCUUCUUCCUCGUCUUUCUCAUCAUCCUCUUCUGCAACCUGGUCAUCAUCCGCACGCUGCUCAUGCAGCCGGCGCGGCAGCCCCGCAAUGCUGAAGUCAAGCGCCGGGCACUGUGGAUGGUCUGCACGGUCUUGGCGGUAUUUGUCAUCUGCUUUGUGCCCCACCACAUGGUGCAGCUGCCCUGGACCCUGGCCGAGCUGGGCUACCAGAACAGCAACUUCCACCAGGCUAUUAACGAUGCUCAUCAGAUCACCCUCUGCCUCCUUAGCACCAAUUGUGUCUUGGACCCCGUCAUCUACUGUUUCCUCACCAAAAAGUUCCGCAAGCACCUCACUGAAAAGUUCUACAGCUUGCGCAGCAGCCGGAAAUGCUCCCGGGCCACCACGGAGACGGGAACUGAAGUGGUCGUGCAACUCAACCAGAUCCCUGCCAAUUCUCUCAAAGAUUGAUCCCUCUUGUUGGGGCUAGUCUUCUCCGCCAUGGACACCAUGGACUGAGCUGGGGAAGAAGGGAUCUGCUGUGGCCUGGGCACCUCCUCCUUGGACACUGGUGGCCCAUGAGGGAUGGAGACUACCUCACCCAGGCAGGGAUGAUGGCUGAGCUGGACUGCGAGAAAAUCCAGAGCUUCACUGAGCCCCUUCAGCCACCUUUGGACAUGUACUGUAGUAACCUUGGCUGGUGACCUCAUCCUGAGCCCCUGAGUCUGAAGGGGCUGAGAGGAAUAUCAGGGUCAAGUGCAGACUUUGGGGGCAGACUUUGAGCCUCCCAGUUUACACCACUUGUGUACCAGCCUAAAGC
Galeopterus variegatus (Sunda flying lemur) is the source of this 1434-nucleotide messenger RNA. It is a transcript of the gene PTAFR, whose product is annotated as platelet-activating factor receptor. Gene Ontology annotation, molecular function: platelet activating factor receptor activity; G protein-coupled purinergic nucleotide receptor activity. The transcript is spliced from 2 exons. The coding region runs from base 27 to 1085 and encodes 352 amino acids. Lineage: Eukaryota; Metazoa; Chordata; Mammalia; Dermoptera; Cynocephalidae. Gene Ontology annotation, biological process: G protein-coupled receptor signaling pathway; chemotaxis. Gene Ontology annotation, cellular component: membrane. The record is from RefSeq and is a predicted model, not a curated record.